This is a messenger RNA of Symbiodinium necroappetens, 1326 nucleotides long. NCBI's taxonomy places the organism in Eukaryota, Dinophyceae, Suessiales, Symbiodiniaceae. The record is from the annotation of a GenBank genome assembly.
AUGGUCCCCAAUGGUGUGACGCACCAGGUCGUGUCAGAUGACACAGAAGGGGUCGCCGCAAUCCUUGACUGGUUGUCCUUUGUGCCCAAAGUGGCCUCGGCCAACCCGCCGCUCCUGGACCCUGUGGAUCCGGUCUCGCGCGAUGUCACCUUUGUUCCCUCCAAGACGCCCUACGACCCACGACACAUGCUGGAAGGUGUAACUACACCAGAGGGCAGCAAGCUCACAGGAUUCUUCGAUGCGGGCACGUUUAGGGAGUACUUGGCUGGCUGGGGGCGAAGCGUCAUCGUGGGCAGGGGCAAGCUCGGUGGCAUUCCCAUGGGCGUCAUUGCAGUGGAGACACGCAACGUGGACCGCCGGAUCCCGGCGGAUCCCGCUAACCCUGCCAGCCAAGAAGUUGUCGAGCCACAGGCGGGUCAAGUAUGGUUUCCAGACAGUGCCUUCAAGACAGCAACAGCUAUCCGCGACUUCAACCGUGGGGAGAACCUCCCCUUGAUCAUCUUCGCGAAUUGGCGUGGCUUCUCCGGUGGCACCCGCGACAUGUACCAGGAAGUAUUAAAGUUUGGGGCGCAGAUCGUGGAUGCGCUCGUUGAGUACAAGAGCCCGGUUUUUGUGUACAUUCCUCCAGGGGGAGAGCUGCGUGGUGGAUCGUGGGUCGUCAUCGACCCGACCAUCAAUCCGGAGCAGAUGGAGAUGUAUGCCGAUGUUGAUUCUCGAGGCGGCAUUCUUGAGCCACCCGGAAUCGUGGAGGUGAAAUUCCGCGCAGCUCAGCAGAAGGAGCUGAUGCAUCGACUAGAUCCCGAGCUUCGGAAGUAUGAUGCAUUGCUUGAGGAGUCUUCAUCCUCGGAGGUCGGCAGUGCAGCGCAAGACAUCGAGGCGCAGAUCAAAGCCCGCGAGGACAAGCUUCAGCCCCUCUACACUCAGAUCGCUUGCGAGUUUGCCGACCUGCACGAUCGCACCGGGCGCAUGGAAGCCAAAGGUGUGAUUCGCAAGGGACUGGAAUGGCGGCGCUCCCGGGAGUUCUUCUACUGGAGGGUCAGAUGCCGGUUGCUGCUGAAGGAAAUGGAGCACCGAAUCCGCGAAGCCGAUGCAGACCUGUCCUCCAAGGAGGCUCAGGAGCUUUUGUCCUCGUGGCUUUCCGAGGCUGGCGCGGACCAGGAGGAUGAGAAAGCCGUAAGCUUCUUGGAAGGCGAUCCCUUCGCCUCCCAGUCGCAACGAGCACGAAUUCGGACGCGUCAUUCAUGCAUUGCUUGCAUGUAUGUAUGUAUGUAUGUAUGUAUGCAUGCAUGCAUGCAUGCAUGCAUCUAUCUGUGUGUAUGUAUGUAG